This is a messenger RNA of Magnolia sinica, 2106 nucleotides long. RefSeq lists its product as uncharacterized. Lineage: Eukaryota; Viridiplantae; Streptophyta; Magnoliopsida; Magnoliales; Magnoliaceae. Gene Ontology annotation, molecular function: FMN adenylyltransferase activity. The transcript is spliced from 17 exons. Bases 158 to 1702 code for a protein of 514 amino acids. Gene Ontology annotation, biological process: FAD biosynthetic process. The record is from RefSeq and is a predicted model, not a curated record.
UCAUUCAGAUAUGCCAUAUGUGGUUUCCAAAAUCUUCUAAUUCCAAAAUGAAUUCAGAACUCGAUAUAAAAUCCUGUUAAAAAGGAAAAUCCCAUUUUUCUCCUUCAAAUAGUUGCGGGAUUCUUCUUCGGAAUCAUCGUCAGCAUCAAAAGAGGAGAUGGAGAUUGAUAAAGCUGUAAGAGAAAGUAACGAUCGAAGGCUGCAGACUAAGUACAACAACGCCGUCUAUGUAAUUCAGCGGGCUUUCGCUCUCUACGCGUUUGAGGAGGUUGCCUUCAGCUUUAAUGGAGGGAAAGAUUCCACUGUUUUGCUGCAUCUUCUUAGGGCUGGCUAUUUUUUGCAUAAUCAGAAGGCCAAUUAUUCUAGCUGCUGCCAAACAAACUGCAAACAGAAGUGUCCAAUACGGACAAUCUAUUUUGAGAGCCCUUCUGCCUUCCCUGAAAUCAACUCAUUCACUUACGAGACAGCCACUGCUUAUGAGCUGCAAAUGGAAAUCAUACGUCUAGAUUUCAAGUCUGGUCUAGAGGCUCUACUGGAGGAAAAGCCCACCAAAGCUAUUUUUCUUGGUACACGGAUCGGCGAUCCUAAUGCGGUUGGCCAAGAACAGUUCUCCCCAAGUUCACCUGGAUGGCCACCGUUCAUGAGAGUGAAUCCUAUCUUGGAUUGGUCAUACAGGGACAUAUGGGCUUUUCUUUUAACCUGCAAGCUUCGAUACUGCAGUCUUUAUGAUCAAGGAUAUACUUCCAUCGGGAGCAUACAUGACACGGUUCCGAAUGCAUUAUUAUGCACCACUAAUUCCUCUGGCAGUAAAGGGAAUUUCAGACCUGCAUAUCUGCUUCCAGAUGGAAGAAUGGAAAGGGCAGGUAGAGCUAAAAGGUUUUCUCCUGUCUGUGAAGGCUCUCCUGUUCUAAGCAAUGGCCUGAAUAAUGUGGACCCACUUUGGAGCAGCACUUCCACAGCAUCAGUCAUUGCUGUUGGUGAUGAGAUUCUGUUUGGCACAGUUGAGGACCAGCUUGGACCAGCAUUGUCAAGGAAGCUUCAUUCUAUAGGUUGGGCUGUCACACAUAUCUCAGUGGUUCGGAACAAUACGGAUUCCAUAGCUGAAGCAGUUGAACAUCAGAAGUCUACUAAUGAUAUGGUGUUUAUAUUUGGUGGAGUUGGUCCUAUGCAUUCAGAUGUUUCAGUAGCAGGUGUUGCAAAAGCCUUUGGUGUUCGCCUGGCUCCUGAUGAAGAGUUUGAAGAGCAUCUCAGGCAUCUUAUAGGGGACCAGUGCACUGGGGAUCGAAAUGAGAUGGCUCAAUUACCUGAGGGAAUGACUGAAUUGCUGCACCAUGAAAUGCUACCAGUGCCUUUGAUCAAAUGUGAAAAUGUGAUCAUUCUUUCUGCAACAAAUGUUACUGAAUUGGACAAACAGUGGAACUGUUUGCUAGAGUUAAGCAGCAAUAGUGGGCUCCUGGUUUUGAAGCAACCUUUUGUAUCGAAGCAUCUGAGUACACAACUUCCUGAUCUGAAAACUGCUCCAACUCUUUCGAAAUUGAACCUUGAAUUUCCAGAUCUUUACAUCGGGUGCUUCCGUGAAUCCAGACUUGGGCCUCUCAUUGUCACUUUGGUGGGCAAGGACCAAGCAAGGAUAGAGAUGGCUGUACGAAAACUGAGGCAAGAGUUCCAUCCAUCAGCGUUCUCCGAAGUCAAGCAGGGGUGACUCCAUUUUCAUUUUCAGCAGUACACCUCAACCGUUGACGGGGUUGUGUAGAUUAAAGAAGCUACCUGGCCAGUCAACCAUUCAAAUUCUGAUUGCUUUUGGUGUGAGAAAAGCUCGCUCCAUAUCUGAGGAGAUGAUACCUUGGGCUUGUGAUCAGAAAGAAGAAAGCGAUCCGUUUCUUCUUCAAUCACUUUGGCAAUAAUGCCUCUGUAAAUGGCAGAAAGAUUUGAAAAAUCCUCAAACUCACGGUCAUUAUUAUCAAAUGUAAACUUAAUAAAUUUAUCGAAAGCUACUGAAUCGAUACUACAUAUAUGGAUGAGGGUUUGUAGAGUCACGCAUCAUUGAUUGACCCAGCAGGGGCUGUACCUUAUCUAAUUGCAAUUAGUUAGCAACAGUUCUAACAA